UCAUACCCAGAAUGCAAAGUGGGACGCCGAAACCCCAGCAGCAGCAGCAGCAGCAGCCUCAAGCUUUUCAGGUUAUCAUGGCGAUUAAAUACACAUCUUCCCCUUGAACCUCCGCAGCAACAAAGGAUUUCUUCCUCCGCUACAUGAAAACACUCACCGAGUCUCAGGCAGCGCGGAGACCUGCCGGAGUUUUAGCCCAGAUUGGAGAAAGGACAUAGCGAGUGACCGUCAUGGCAGCGUCAGAGCUGUACACAAAGUGUGCUCGGGUGUGGAUCCCCGAUGCAGAGGAGGUGUGGAAGUCUGCUGAGCUGACGAAGGACUACAAAAAUGGCGACGCUUCCCUGCAGCUCAUGUUGGAGGAUGGAACGAGCAUCGAACACACACUGGACCCCAAGACGAAGAACCUGCCUUACCUGCGAAACCCCGACAUCCUUGUGGGCGAAAAUGACCUUACGGCACUCAGCUACCUCCAUGAGCCGGCCGUGCUCCACAAUCUCAAAGUCCGCUUCGUCGACUCCAAACUCAUCUACACUUAUUGCGGAAUCGUUCUGGUGGCCAUCAACCCGUAUGAGACACUGCCGAUCUACGGAACAGACAUCAUCAAUGCCUACAGUGGUCAAAAUAUGGGAGACAUGGACCCACACAUCUUUGCCGUAGCAGAGGAGGCUUACAAACAGAUGGCCAGGGAUGAGAGGAACCAGUCGAUCAUUGUGAGUGGGGAGUCCGGAGCAGGAAAGACGGUAUCAGCCAAAUACGCCAUGAGAUACUUUGCUACGGUCAGCGGCUCCGCCAGCGAGGCUAACGUAGAGGAGAAAGUCUUGGCUUCCAACCCGAUCAUGGAGGCCAUUGGAAAUGCAAAGACCACUCGAAAUGACAACAGCAGUCGCUUUGGGAAAUACAUUGAGAUUGGCUUCGACACCCGCUUCCGUAUCAUCGGCGCCAACAUGAGAACAUAUCUGCUGGAGAAAUCACGAGUGGUGUUUCAGGCUGACGAGGAAAGGAAUUAUCAUAUCUUCUAUCAGCUCUGUGCUUCAUCCCAUCUGCCUGAGUUCAAGAAUCUGAAGCUGAGCAGCGCGAACGACUUCUUGUACACCAGGCAGGGCCGCAGCCCCGUUAUCGGCGGGGUGGACGACACCAAAGAGCUUAGCACCACUCGCAAUGCCUUCACAUUGCUCGGUAUUAAUGAGUCCUAUCAGAUGGGAUUGUUCCAGGUUUUGGCUGCUAUUCUUCAUCUGGGAAAUGUGGAGAUAAAGGACAGAGACUCGGACAGCAGCGUAAUUCCUCCCAACAAUCGCCACCUGACGGCAUUCUGCGAGUUGGUAGGCGUGACCUACCAGGACAUGUCUCAGUGGCUGUGCCACAGGAAGCUGAAGACGGCCACAGAGACGUACGUCAAGCCCCUUCCCCGCCUGCAGGCCACCAACGCCCGCGAUGCACUCUCCAAACAUAUCUACGCCAAGCUCUUCAACUGGAUUGUUGAGCACGUUAACAAAGCCCUCAUCACCAAUGUCAAACAGCACUCCUUCAUUGGGGUCCUCGACAUCUACGGGUUUGAGACAUUUGAGAUCAACAGCUUUGAGCAGUUCUGUAUCAACUACGCUAAUGAGAAACUCCAGCAGCAGUUCAACAUGCAUGUGUUCAAGCUGGAGCAAGAGGAGUACAUGAAGGAGCAGAUCCCGUGGACUCUGAUUGACUUCUACGACAACCAGCCCUGCAUCAACCUCAUAGAAGCCAAGAUGGGCAUCCUGGACCUGUUGGACGAGGAGUGCAAGAUGCCUAAAGGUUCAGAUGAUUCAUGGGCUCAGAAACUCUACAACACCCACCUAAAGACCAGCUCGCUCUUCGAGAAGCCACGCAUGUCCAACCGCGCCUUCAUCAUCAAACAUUUUGCUGACAAGGUGGAAUACCAGUGUGAUGGUUUCCUGGAGAAGAACAAGGACACAGUGAAUGAAGAACAGAUCAACGUGCUGAAGGCCAGCAAGUUUGAGCUGCUGAUGGAGCUGUUCCAUGAUGGGGAGAAAGCUAUUAGCCCCACCGGCCAGGUCCAAGGAACCGGGGGCCGGACCCGGCUCAGCAUCAAGCCUGACAAGAGCAGAGACAGCAAGAGCAAGGAGCACAAGAAGACUGUCGGCUGUCAGUUCCGUAACUCUCUGCAAAUGCUGAUGGAGACUUUAAACGCAACCACUCCACACUAUGUACGCUGCAUCAAACCCAAUGACUUCAAGAUGGCCUUCACGUUUGAUCCCAAACGUGCAGUGCAGCAGCUCAGAGCCUGUGGUGUCCUGGAAACCAUCCGCAUCUCCGCUGCAGGUUUCCCAUCCAGAUGGACGUACCAGGAGUUCUUUAGCCGUUACAGAGUGCUGAUGAAGCAGAAGGACGUGUUACCUGACAAGAAGUUGACCUGCAAGAACGUUCUGGAGAAACUAGUUCAGGACCAGGAUAAAUACCAGUUUGGUAAGACCAAGAUCUUCUUCAGGGCCGGCCAGGUUGCCUACCUUGAGAAGUUGAGGGCGGACAAGUUACGUGCUGCCUGCAUUCGCAUCCAGAAAACCAUCCGCUGCUGGCUGGCGCGUAAAAAGUAUCUGCGCAAGCGCAGUGCGGCCAUCACCAUCCAGAGGUUCACCAGAGGAUACCAGGCUCGCUGCCUGGCCAAGUUCAUGCGUCGCACUCAGGCCGCCACCGUCAUCCAGAAGUAUCGGAGGAUGUACGUGGAGAAGAAACGCUACAGGCAGAAGCAGGCUGCUGCCCUGGCUAUGCAGACCAUCCUCAGAGCUUACAUGGCCCGGCAGAAGUACCAGGCGCUGCUGCGGGAGCACAAGGCGGUGAUAAUUCAGAGGCACGUUCGCGGCUGGUUGGCUCGCUGCUGGUACAAGCGCUGCCUCGUCUCCAUCGUCGUCCUGCAGUGCUGCAUCCGCAGGAUGAGGGCCAGACGCGAGUUAAAGAAGCUGAAGAUCGAGGCUCGCUCAGUAGAGCACUUCAAGAAGCUCAACAAAGGCAUGGAGAACAAGAUCAUGCAGCUGCAGAGGAGAAUCGACGAGCAGAGCAAGGAAAACCGGUCUGUCAACGAGAAGCUAGUUGGUCUAGAGAAUUCCUACACAGCAGAAAGCGAGCGGAUGCGUGGCGAGUUGAACCGGCUACGUGGCGUGGAGGAAGAGGCCAAGAAGAAAACCAACCAGGUGACCUCACUGCUGGAGGAGCUGGAGAAGCUGAGGAAGGAGUUGAGUGCCACACAGCAGGAGAAGAAGACCAUAGAGGACUGGGCACAAACCUACAGGAACGAAAUGGAGAAGAUGGUCUCAGAGCUGAAGGAGCAGAAUGGCUCGCUGAAGAAAGACAAGGACGACUUGAACAGGAUGAUUCAGGAACAGAGUCAGCAGAUGACAGAGAAAAUGGUGCGUUCGAUUGCACAGGAGACUCAGCAGUUGGAGACAGAUCUGAACGAGGAGCGAUCUCGCUACCAGAAUCUCCUGACCGAACACCUUCGCCUCGAAGAGAAAUACGACGACUUGAAGGAAGCGAUGGUUUCAUCGAACGUCUCCAAGCCUGGCCACAGGAGAACAGAUUCUACCCACAGCAGCAACGAAUCAGAGUACACCUACAACUCAGAGUACGCCGAAUUGGAAGAAGGUUCCCGUGCUGCCGAAGAUGUUACACGAGGAAUGGACACCUCGCUGACCCUCAAGCUGCAAAAACGUCUCACAGAACUGGAGCAAGAAAAGCAAUCGCUGCGCAACGAGCUGGAAAACAAAGAGGACCAGUUCCAGCGGGCUAGAGCCAGGGAUGACGCAGAGUUUAAAAAGGCUCGCGGUGCGGAGCUGGAGUACGAGUCCCUGAAGCGUCAAGAGUUGGAGUCAGAAAACAAGAAGCUGAAACAUAACCUGGCGGAGAUGAGGCAAAGCCUGCUGGGUGACGCAGCUGCAGGCGCCGGGGCCCCAGGCUCCCCGGCUUACAAGGUGCUCCUGGAGCAGCUCAACGCCUCCUGUGAGGAGCUGGACGUCCGUAAGGAGGAGGUGCUGAUCCUGCGCUCCCAGCUGGUCAGCCAGAAGGAAGCCAUGCACCACAAGGAGACCAUGACUGAGCCAUCUGUCUAUGCUGAGGAUGUGUCCAAAUUGAAGGAUGCUGACGAACUCAAGCAAGCUUGCAUAGGCCUGAAAGACACCAACAGAUCUCCUAGGUUCAUGCGUAAGCCGCUGGAAGUCAGUGAUCUCCUGAGUAGGCUGAGAUCUGCCGCUCCAGACUUCCAUAAGCUGAAUGAGGACGGAGAGCUGUGGCUGGUUAAUCAGGGCUUAAAGGAAACCAUCAGGUUACUGGAGCACCAGCUGCAGACUCAGCGGAGAACUUAUGAUAACGAAGUGGAGUCGUUGCGCAGCGAGCUGCAGAACGUGAAGGAGGAGAACAACCGUCAGCAGCAGCUCUUGGCCCAAAACCUCCAGCUACCUCCAGAGGCCCGAAUCGAAGCCAGUCUGCAGCACGAGAUCACCCGGCUCACCAACGAGAACCUGGAACUCUUGGCUGAAGACCCCACAGCGUCCCGAGAGGCUCGAGUCAUCAUUUUACGACGGAUGGUUGAUCUAAUGGAACAGCUGGAGAAGCAGGACCGAACCAUCCGCAAGCUCAAGAAGCAGCUGAAGGUUUACUCCAAGAGAAUUGGAGAGAUGGGAGCGGGUCAAACCGAGGGCCAGACGUCUCCGGGACAGAUGGUGGAUGAGCCGAUUCACCCUGUGAACAUUCCACGCAGGGAGAAAGAUUUCCAAGGGAUGCUGGAGUACAAGAAGGAGGAUGAGCUGAAACUGGUCAAGAACCUCAUCCUGGAGCUGAAGCCUCGCGGUGUAGCCGUGAAUCUGAUCCCAGGUCUGCCAGCCUACAUUCUGUUCAUGUGUCUGAGACACGCAGACUAUGUCAACGAUGACCAGAAGGUCCGCACUCUGCUCACCUCAACCAUCAACAGUAUUAAGAAGAUCUUAAAGAAACGAGGAGAUGACUUUGAGACAGUUUCCUUCUGGCUGGCGAACACCUGCCGCUUCUUACACUGUCUGAAACAAUACAGCGGAGACGAGGCCUUCAUGAAGCACAACACGCAGAGGCAGAAUGAACACUGUUUGUCCAACUUCGACCUGGCAGAGUACAGACAGGUGAUCAGUGACCUGGCCAUCCAGAUCUACCAGCAGCUGAUCAAAUGCAUGGAGAACAUCCUCCAGCCCAUGAUAGUCUCUGGCAUGCUGGAGCACGAGACCAUCCAGGGCGUGUCGGGGGUGAAGCCAACGGGUCUCCGUAAGCGGACGUCUAGCAUCGCCGACGAGGGCACCUACACCCUGGACUCCAUCCUGCGGCAGCUCAGCGCCUUCCACUCCACCAUGUGCCAGCACGGCACCGACCCCGAGCUCAUCAAGCAGGUGGUGAAGCAACAGUUCUACAUUAUCGGAGCCGUCACCCUCAACAACCUGCUGCUGCGCAAGGACAUGUGCUCCUGGAGCAAAGGCAUGCAGAUCAGGUACAAUGUGAGCCAGCUGGAGGAGUGGCUCAGGGACAAAGGUCUGAUGACAUGUGGAGCCAAGGAGACUCUGGAGCCUCUGAUCCAGGCGGCUCAGCUGCUGCAGGUGAAGAAAAAGACUGAUGAGGACGCUGAGGCCAUCUGCUCCAUGUGCCUGGCCCUGACCACUGCUCAGAUCGUGAAGGUCCUGAACCUCUACACUCCAGUCAACGAGUUUGAGGAGAGAGUGUCAGUCGCAUUCAUACGAACCAUACAGACUCGCUUGCGAGACCGCUGUGAGAGUCCCCAGUUGUUGAUGGACACGAAGAUGAUUUAUCCGGUCACUUUCCCUUUCAGCCCUUCCUCCCUCGCCCUGGAAACCAUCCAGAUCCCCGGCUCCCUGAACCUGGCAUUCCUCACCCGUGUCUAAACCAAGGCCCUCAUGACCCUCACUGGCCUAAAAAGACUUUUUUCCCCCCAUACACAAGCAUCACAGGAGAAGUAAACACAAAAUGAAUACAAUUUGAGCUAUCAUGUCUAAAAAAUGUAUUUAAAUGUCUCAAAGAGCCGUUAAUGUUGAACACCCAAUUCAGACCGUACUUAUUUCUCUUAAGAUAUCCCUGGUCUGAACAUGAAAAAUUAUACACAGAAACACAUGCUGAACUGUCAACAUGCAUCUGUACAAUACGUUCAACCUCUGAACGUACACAUGCACGCCUACAUGUGCACCUUCUCUCUUACAAAACGCACAAAUGCACCCCAACACCCACAGUCAUCCCGCUGGUUAAAAUCUGGCUGUAAAACGCCAUCGUUCCAUCCACUGCUUGUAUAAACGCCUGCCUCUUAGAGAAGCCACAGGACCAGAUCAAUGCCUCCAGUACACACCUGGGUCUGUCUUAGUGGUCUCGGACCCAGGUCACCCCCCAGCUCCCUCUGUGUUUCAACUAGUUGUUAAGAGAGUUCUUCUCGUCAUCGUCUCGUUCUCCAGUGAGAAUGUACGUACCGUACACGAGGCCCAGAGGUGCUGAGACCUCACAAAGAGGAAUAACUUGAUAAGAUGUAGUCUUGCUUGAUAUGUUGGGUCUCUAUUUGAUAGGCAAAGUGAAUUUUGAGUCCCAGUACGAAAUGAUAAAUGAUAGAUGAGUGAUAAAGUUAGCUCUCUCCACCCCAUGUUGAGGUAACCUGGACCAGGCUUCGUUCUGUAUGUUGUCAUUUUACUCUCUGAACACAGUCAAGCCAAGACAGAACUCAUCGUCUGUACUAUAUUAUUUAUACAUAUAUAAAUAUAUAUAAAUAUUCAUAAUAUGUAUUUUAUUUAUUGCAUUCACCUCCCUCCUCACCCUUCCCUUUUUAAGAUUAGAAGCUUUCUCUCUGCAGAACACAUGUCCGAUUUGAAGGAUGGGACCAUCAUUUCCCAAGAUGAACAGCUUUGUGGGGACAGUUUUUAGUUUUAGUUCCAUUGUACGCUAUUUAUGCCAAUAUCAGGUAAAAGAUGUAGUAUAGUUUAAAGGAGUGUCGGCACAGGUUAUCUGUUAGGCCGCGUCUUAACGUAGAGAUGUCGCUUUAUCAUGUUUGUCCUGCAUUUCUGGCAGAUGAAGUGUAGCACGGAUUUUGACUGAGGAGAGAUUUAGAAGGUGCGAAGGUUCAAACUCUGGCCAAGGGUUUGAGCUGCUACAAUCGAUACUGUUUACAGCUGUGACCAGAGCUGAGCGUCAUGGGAAACACUGGCACAAAGAUAUUUACUCGUGCGUGCGCACACACACACACACACACACACACACACACACACAUUACGCUCUGGUUACCGCUGUGUCGCUGGGAUUUUUGCACUCCGAGAGCUUUCUUCCCUCUACUUGUCUUCUCUGGUCACAGCUCUAGUCAGAGUUUUGAAAAUGUUUUACUAUUAUCAUUGUGGAAUUAUUUAUUUCAGUAUUGUCAUUUUCUUGAGUAUCAGAGUUAUGCAUAUCGUAAAGCCAUGUAUCACUGAGCAGAAGGUGUGAAAUUGGUUUUGGAGAGUUUGCCUCAAAUCUGUCCAGCUUUACAAUGUUUUCUGACUUAUUCCCACACUGACACUUACUGCAGCUUUGUGGACCGAGUCCUCUCAUCGCCACUCCUUCCAUCUCCACCCUAUGCCUUCCCGUUUCAUGGCAGAGAAAGAACAACAUGGGCUUUUGUUACUAAAAACAACAGAAUAUGAAUAUGUGGAACGUUUGCGCUUUUUCCGUGUCUCAUCUGCACCGUAGGGGUUGAAGUUCAGGGUUACUGACAGAAAUAUAUUUGUAUCCUUUCUGUUUGGUGCUCAGGUUGUUUUAGUUCAGAUAUACAGACAUAUUUGGUACUUGCUUUAAAAGGCUGAGGGUGACAUCACACCACACCUGUUACUCUGUCAGUAAGGCUACAGUGUGGUAAAAAACCUGCACAGCAUGCACCGCUGCUGCUGCCUUCAUCUAACCUGCAUGAGCUUAGCUUUAUCUGCAUUACCAGUUACCAGAAAUUAACCCGCAUGCUGUUGUUUUAGGGGUUUUUUUUGUACAGAGAAACCUCGGUGUAGUUGAGAGUCGAUGGAUGAGUGUCAGGGAAUCUGCCCAUGUUGUAACAAAAAGUCCUUGUCUGUUCACAUUAUCCUCGCUGCCUCCUGUUUUGCACUUUUGCUUGUUCACUUCCUGCUGUGCCAUUAGUAUUAACAGUCAACCAGAUUUGCCUCUCGCCCUCACAUGAACCUUAUUUUUGCCUCAUGUUAACUUACCCUUUCAUAUGGAUAUUUUGCUUUGAUUGAAUAUUUUCUUUUUGUAAGGUGCUUAAAUAUAUAGGAGAUUGUGAACGGUCACCAAAACUGGACUCGGUACCUUUUUGUUUUGAUUUAACGUUUUAUGAAAUCUAAAAAUGUUUCUUACAAAGCAGCCAACCAACUGAAGAAGCUUAGAUCAAACUGUUUUACAGCAGUGAGAGCCGGGGGUUAAUAUCAGUGAGUGAACUGGUAAUGAUACAAAUAUUUUACCAAGGUAUCUCAUUAAAUGCCACCCUCACUCUUACAGGAACAAACUGCAGACAAAAACAAAUUGUAAGUGGAGUAAAAAGAAUUUCGUAUGUGAAGUCAUUUUGUGUUGCACUUGUAUUUGGAAAGAAUUUGAUAUCCAUACGCUCUCAUCGGGACCACGUUAUCAGUCUGCUUUUUGUUAUAUAUUUUGGAUUAAUUGCUAGUUUAGAGUAUUGGUUGUGUAAAGAAUACAUAUCUGCAGGUUGUAGCGAGAAGGAUGGUAACUGAUGGAAAUAAUUAACCAUAUGAAUGUUUAAAAUUGUUAAUGAAGUGUAUCAUGAUUUUAGCUGCACAUUGUGGACAAUGCCUUAUCUGAAUUAAUUGCUAUCUGAAUGACUUAACAUGAUCAACAUUGUGGCAUUGUUUUGUUCUGUCAGUGCCCCCUACCCCCCCCUUAAAAAUGGAUAUAAAUUGUUAAAUGUGAUCAUUUUUAUUUUGAUAAGGUGUCCUUUUGUCCUAUAGUCGGUGUCACAGAUGGGUUGCACUGGUUAGCCUUCAGUCAAAAUGCACUUUUAAGAUAUUGCUUAGGAAGUCAGAUGAAUAAUAGAUGGGUAUGGACUGAAAUACUUCACAUUAGAGAGCCUUUCUUCCUUUGAUUCCCACCACCUCUUUACUGAACUGUGGCCCAUAAAGCUUCCUCUACCACAUUCCCUGUGUGAGUGGGCUCUUCACUUUCUUAAUCAGUUUACUAUCAAUCAGUAGCCACAGGUGAGAAGACACAUCCUUGUGAAUUUCAUGGAUGCAGCACCAGCCGGCUCAGAGUCAGUCAGACUAUCCUUGUGGACUGAUGUAUUGAGAGUGCAGAGUGGGAAGGCUGGCCUUGUUUUAGAGGGGGAAAAAAAUACGUUCAUUCAUUGAUAUUGAGCAGAGGUGCGGCGCCUUGUUCCCCUGGGCUUCUCUUGGGCUCUCAGACAGAAGAAAAUGUCAUUCCUUCACGCUGCGUUUUUACAUAAAGGAGAGAGUUGGUUGUAUGAUAUGACGUAGACAUUAUAAAUAACCAUUGUUCUUAUCAGCACUAGCGUUGAUUGUGCCAUUUUAAAAACAAAAAGAUAUCUCAUCAUCACCCCAGCUAUUUGUGGUACUGGUGUGAACAUGCUGAAGCCAGUACCAAAUGUUUCCUCUCUGACCCAUGUUGUACAUUUGACAAACUGGACUGUUUGUAGUUUCUGGUAGCUGUGCUUAGUGAAUGUGUUCACCGUUAAGAAACUAAGAAACUUGGAAUAAAAUGUCAAAUCUGUAAAAGUAAAAUAAAAGAAUUAAGCACUGUCA
This is a messenger RNA of Dicentrarchus labrax (European seabass), 9776 nucleotides long. RefSeq names its product myosin VAa (gene myo5aa). Gene Ontology annotation, molecular function: ATP binding; actin filament binding; microfilament motor activity. The transcript is spliced from 42 exons. The record is from RefSeq and is a predicted model, not a curated record. Gene Ontology annotation, biological process: actin filament organization; vesicle transport along actin filament. Bases 231 to 5900 code for a protein of 1889 amino acids. NCBI's taxonomy places the organism in Eukaryota, Metazoa, Chordata, Actinopteri, Moronidae. Gene Ontology annotation, cellular component: myosin complex; vesicle; actin cytoskeleton.